CCUCCGGGAACAUGGCAGGGCCGAGCUCCCCGAGCCCCUGGGCAGGAGCAAGAGCAAGAAGCGAAGGAACAGGACAACCUUCAGCACUUUCCAGCUGGAGGAGCUGGAGAAGGUCUUCCAGAAGACACAUUAUCCCGACGUCUACGCCCGUGAGCAGCUGGCACUACGGACGGACCUGACCGAAGCCAGGGUGCAGGUCUGGUUCCAGAACCGACGGGCCAAGUGGCGGAAACGGGAACGUUACGGCAAAAUCCAGGAG
Molecule: messenger RNA, 259 nt
Organism: Tauraco erythrolophus (red-crested turaco)
Lineage: Eukaryota; Metazoa; Chordata; Aves; Musophagiformes; Musophagidae
Source: RefSeq, a predicted model, not a curated record